AUGCCGGUGAUAUCAGCGCUGUUGAUCCUUCCCAUUGGCGUCACGAGAGUGGCAUACAAUCAAUACAAGCCACAUGAAAGCCAUUCCGAAAACAGCGACUUUCCACAGGACGAGGCUUGUAGUAUCAGUAUCAUCGCGCCGCCAUUAGCGACGAGUAGUUCUUCGUAUUACCGUUUCUUCAGCUUGCCAUGGGCACGUAUUCACAGAGACUUGUCCCUGUCUUCUGUGUUUGUGUCAUCAUUUUCCUCUAUUCCCAAGACUGCCGCCGCACCGGCAGAAAACGAGUUUUCGUUGGUUAAGACUGCAGAUUCUGCUUCCUCGCCAAUAAAGAUUGGGCACGUAGUUCAGUUAGAACUGACGAUCUCCUUCAAAGCAGGAAGUACUGAUAUGGUUGUGGAGCUCUUCACCCCGGACAACAUCAACACCGCUAUGAUUUUGUGUGAUGUCCAGUUAGUGAGGCAAGGUUCCUUAUCUUACACAGGUUCAACAACACCCACCUACGAAUCUAAGGACGGAACUAUCAAUUAUGAUCGAGUUAUCAUUGACGUGGGAGUUGUCACCAACAGCUUAUGCAACACGCUUGAGCAAUGUCAAAUGGUUUUUUCAUACAACGCUAUAAUGAUAGAAAAUCCCUCGAUCGUGAGUGGAUCAACGCAUUACGUUAGUGCAGGUGCCGAGUACGACAACAAAGAAUUUAUCUGGAUUGGUCAGUUUGCCUUCGACCUUUAUCAAGACAAGACUGUCGCGGAACAGCCAACAGUUGACUGGUCAGGUCCGUCCGAGGUGCCUAUCGGAUCAUCUAUCAUAUACACGGCCUCUUUGUACCUGCCCAACCCGAGCGUGGAUGUUGUUUUUGCUGCCUACACACCCCUCAACACUUCCUCUGUGAUGAGUGUAUGCAGUGCCAAAAUCAAAAGCAUGGGAUCGAAUUUUAAUUGUGGUUUCGACAGCAACGGCGUAACCACGACACCGUACACAGCUUUGACUGGCAUCGGCAACUCUAUGAUGGAGAUAAAUGGAGGCAGGGUCGUUAAUAAAGGCUCCCGUCACACUCGAGAUGCACAAAACGACAACGUCAUUGAAUUUGAGGUCAUCUAUCAUAAAUAUCUAGACACGUCACAUGUGGACCAAUCAUAUGAUGCUGGGGCCUCUCUGGACCUGUCCGGUAGUCAAAUCUGGGCAGCUACACAUUCUUUCAAAGUCAUUCCUGAGGAUAUUGACACGUCGAUGCCUUCUGCGACAGUGAGCAUCGACCCAGGCAUAGAUUCCAAUGUAGAGAUCAAGAAGCCGGUAAUGGUUACUAUUAGUAUUGAAAUACCCUACAAUACCACUGCCACUUAUGAACUGACUGUAGAAACACCUAUUAUCAGCGAUGAACCAGUAUUCCAACUAUGUUCGGUGAUUCUCAACUCGGCCGGCAACAACCUGCCGUGUUUAGCACUGGACAAAUCUACCGAGUACAGCGCAAGGACUACCAGCGGGUUAUACGCUGACAGAGGCGUGAUGUUUCUCGGGGGCAUCACCAAUCUACCAAUUGAGGCAUCUUCUACAACAGCCAACUCUGUCAAAGUGGAUGUCGUUUUUACACCAUUAGACCAUCCAUCUGCCACACUGAGCUCGCAGCAUGAUCUUGCAGUGUCACUGGCGUAUGCAGGACGUACAGAAGUGACGUCACACACUUUUACAGUAACCGGAACAAGCGCUGCUACUGCGAACGUGACGUCGCCAGACUUCAACAUGACGUAUGCUAUUGGCUCGGAUACUGUUAUUGUAGGAUUAAGUAAACGCGUCGUCCUGGAUAUCGUCACGACCCCUAACAGCACUUAUGAAAAGUUUGAUGUCGAGUUCAUUAUGCCCAGUGGCAAUGUCUCCUCCAAGUUUAAAGUGUGUCGAUCAAAAGUCCUGUCGGCGGGAAAAAGCGUGCCUUGUGUUACACCUCACUGGUUCAACAAAAUGGUCACCUACACAUCAAAGUUUAACGAUGGUAUCUACAAUCGAGCCGUACUCCCAUUUGGAGGAGUAUGCAACACGGGGUUAUAUUCCGACGUGGCAGAAGACCAAAUUUCCAUAGCAGUGGAUCUGACCGUUCUUCAGAACGAUGAAAUGAGCACGCUAGAACGGGUCAGUGCCGGAACCAUGUUCUCAACGACAAAGAUCUGGGUCGGACAGUUAAGCAUGAACAUUGACUCUGGCGGCGCCGUUGCACCCAAUACGCCACCAUAUCUUGGCUUGAUACAAAACACUACCCUGACCAUGACCCCCAUUGGUUAUCCGAUGGUGUAUAGCCUCGUCAUGAAGGUUGCGCCUGGCGAUAGUGUCGACCUCAUGGUUGUUGUAGAGUCACAGACACCCGGACUGUUUGUGUGUGGUUUGCGUAUAAUGGCUGCUGGAGAUAACUUCCCGUGUCUUGAUCAGACGAUCGAGCCUGUAUUCGACACUUGGCCUUCUGGUGACAAUAAAAGAGCGACUUUUAACGCAAGUUAUGUUACCAAUUGUGGUCCCGACCCUCCACUGGUCAAUAACGAUUUCUAUGACGACAACACAAUCCUGUUUGAGAUUAUCGUGCAGCUCGCUCAAACCGUGACUGAUGGUACCCAACUGGACUUCACGUCCACUGCGACGUAUGCCAGUGGACAAAGCAAUGCCAUAACACAAACAUUGACUGCUACUAGCAACACCUCCAGUAUCGACAGGAAUGUUACUCAGAGCGCCAACUUUAGUUUUUAUAUGGCCAGUAUAGGCACGAACGAUACAGAAUAUGUAGCGUUCGGGGAAGCAAAGCGCUUGAUUCUGGACAUGACGUUGCCUGCUUCAAUGACCAGCGAAUACACCGUCAAGAUGUUCACCUCUCCCUUAGUGGACCCCGGGUACAUGGAGAUUUGUGGGGCAGCCGUGAUUGAGGUCGGCAAGAACUUCCCUUGUCUUCGUCAAACUGAAAUCGAUCCUGUCUUUGAAAAACGGCCUGGCUCCAACUACAAUGGUAUCGCCACACUAUAUCUUGGAUUCAUCUGCAAUUCAUACAUGGGCACAGAUGAGGCUUCAAAUAGGAUUCGUGUAGAGGGCGUUUUCAAAUUAUUACAUAAUACUUCGAGCUUAGCCGGAGAUACUCACACCGUCCAUGUUGCAGUGAACAACAACGAUUUUGAAAUAUUUGUGUCUAGUUAUGAUCUUAUUCAGACAGACACUUUCAUACCCAAGACCAAUAACACAAUCGAAACGAAUGAGACAACGCUUUACGUGAACCUUACCAACAACGUCAUAGACAUGUCUGUAGGCGUGCUCACUACUCUGCCGGUGGUCUUCAACAUUAAACCUCGAUCCGUUUCCCAUGUGAAGUUCGAUAUCGAUACUUUCACCAACAAUUCUGUGGUCGCACUUGUGAAAGACAUCCGUUUGGUUGGCACCGGAACUAAUGUAGCUUGCCUGUACGUGGAUGAAGCUCUCGGACAGACUUUCACGCCGGUAUUAAAUUCAUCCCUUCAGACUUGCCAGGUCGACCAAGGCUUUCUUGAUUUAGGUGUCGUCUCCAACCCAGGUCUGUCGUACGGUAAGAAAGAGUUUAAAGAUGGCGAUAACAGUGUUUUGCUGGAGGUUGAUAUCAUGUUGCCAGACUUUGAAUUAGCAGAACACAACGCCGAAUUCCCCAUCAGUCUUGGUGGUAUGGUUGCCGAUAUCAUCGUUCUCUGUGAGCCGAAGAUACGGGUGAUCCGAGACAACAACGAAAAACCGGAAUUAGAGUUUACUGCAGAAGUCAACACUAGCCUGACAACUGAUUCUCAAAUCUUCGUAGAUGUCGUGUUAGGUCACACCAAUACGUCGUCGGGAACGGCUGUCAAUGCUUCCUUCUUGAUGUUCCUACCUCCCUAUCUUUACUUCUCAAACUUGACACGGACUAAUAUUACACCAGCGGAGCUAACAAAAGAACCAGGAUUCAUCAACGUACGGUUUGGAAACCUUCUCCUCUGUAAUGCAGUGGAUUUUACAGUGUUACUGGAGAGUAAUAACUCAGUGGAAGUUCCAUUAGACAUUAUUCCAGAUAACACCAUCAUUUUGUUAGAGGCAGGCAGUAAUGUCUAUCAGAGGUCUGGUAGCUCCUUACCGAGUAAUUCUUUCUUAUCUACCGAUACACAGUAUCUGAACUUCAGCGCCAAGGUCACACAAGACGAUGCCUGUAACACUGUCCUCGGAAUGGAGACGGGCCUUAUCAAGGAUUGCCAGAUCGCCUCAUCUGUCGAGGAUGAUCCUCAACACCCUGCUAUACAUAGUCGGUACAAGGGAAGUUCAGCUUGGUCACCAUUCAGUCAUUCAGUACUUCUUUCACCAUUACGGUACCUCCAAGUUUGCUUUGGAAACGUCACACUUGUGGCAAAAAUAAUCAUAGAACGAGGAAAUACCACCCUGUUCCCUCAUGUCGUUACCUCUAUCGCACUGGAUUAUAGCAAUGACGACAAAGCAUAUGAAAGGGCCGAAAUCAUCGAUGUUAGCGGGAUGUUUGCUGCCAAUGACGAAAUCACGGUGGAACCAGGUAGACCUACUCCAGCCAGAUAUAUCCGAAUCUACCUCUUGUCAGAUAAUGCGGGAAUAUUACCCGCCUUGCUCGGACUGAAAGUCGAGUUUAUAGGGUGUACCAGGUCGAGUGACAUAUCAUCCCAAGGUUUGCCGGAUGUAGUUGGGUGUCUCCAUGGCUACGAUAAGACAAUGGAUCGACUGUAUGCCUGGCACACGAACAAGAGAACAAUGCUGAUGAGUAUGAAUGACGGCGAUGACUGGGACACGGUUAGUCUAGAUACCUACUUCACGUCUAGAGACAAUGGGAAAGACAAUGGUCAGUUUUUAUUCUCCAAACCGAUCGGCUGGCAAUCCAAUGACGAGUUCAAUUCUGCUGAGCCACAUGCAAAUUACCAACUAGGAGAUUGGGGAGCCACAUACAAAGGGCUCUUCUUCAGGAGUGGAGGAACAUGGGCACAGCGCGUGGUAUGGAAUGCAGCAUAA
Ylistrum balloti is the source of this 4992-nucleotide messenger RNA. RefSeq lists its product as uncharacterized. NCBI's taxonomy places the organism in Eukaryota, Metazoa, Mollusca, Bivalvia, Pectinida, Pectinidae. The transcript is spliced from 23 exons. The record is from RefSeq and is a predicted model, not a curated record. The coding region runs from base 1 to 4992 and encodes 1663 amino acids.